CCUUACCAUUACAAAUCAAAAUUUGACAAGUAUCUUAUCAAUGCCGUGUAUUUGUUAAUUCAAUAAAACUUAUUUUAUAUUUUUUUUGUAGCGUUUCCAAGUGUUUCAAGUAGUAAUUUAACGAUGGAAGAUAUGGCUAGAUUAGCUUUAGUGGAGCAAAGUGUUCGGGAUACUGAUAAAUUCGGUGAUAUUCUUUACGAAGUUCUGCGACACAUAAACACUAUUCUAGAAAAUCCCCACGAUUACGAGUUACGAACGAUUAAGAGCGAUGUUUUGAAGAAGUGUUUAGAAUGUGAGGCUUUGGGUGACUAUAUGAAAUAUGUAGGGUUUCAAUCGGUAGCAGACAGUAUGACAUACCCCAAGGAGUACUCUCUAAGCAAGUUGAGGAUAGCUCAAGCAACCAUUGAGAGAAAGCUGUGCUUCUGCUACGGUGCCCUGGACCAGAGCAAAGUCACCGUAAAGUCUUUCCAAAACACACCGGCUAAAAAGCCCAAGUUUAUACCUGCAAAUAUUUUGAAAACCCACAGUCCUCUCCUGUUGAAGAUAGAAGCAUUGUUCAACAACAUGAUACAGUAUGAAGAUGAUGAGUUACAAGAACUUGCCCGGGCACACAUACCCAUCGUGACAUUGCAGCUGAUGGCGAUAGAUAGACUGAGAGAGCAUCAGAAGAAGAUCAAGUCUGGCGAGAUUAAGAGCUUAGACCUGCCGUUCGACAUAGCUUUACUGAUGGAGCUGCUUAGCUGGUUCAAAUACAAGUUCUUCUCGUGGGUGGACACUCCUGCGUGUGUCUGCGGCGGCCUCACAGAAUAUAGCGGCAGCACCUCUGUCAACACUGGCACUGAGAUUUGUACUGUUGAAAAAUACUACUGCAUCAGAUGCGAGAAAACAAUCGACUUUCCCCGGUACAACGACCCGCGCGCGCUUCUGAGGUCGCGUCGCGGCCGCUGCGGCGAGUGGGCCAACUGCUUCGUCUUGCUAUGUCGGUCUCUGGGCUAUGACACGAGAUACGUCUAUGAUAUCACUGACCACGUCUGGUGCGAGGUUUUCGACUACGACUCCAACACCUGGCUUCACGUGGACCCGUGCGAGGCUAAACUCAACGCCCCGCUGUUAUACAGCCACGGGUGGGGCAAGAAACUGUCGUACGUCAUCGCCGUGUCCCGGGACGACUUGCAGGACGUCACGUGGAGAUACACCAAUAACCAUAAGGAGGUAUUGACCAGAAGGAACAUGGCCAGCGAAGUGGAGCUGAUCGAAGCGAUACUGACUCUCAGGGAGCACAGACAGCGCCAGGUGUCGGACGCCAGGCGGCGGUACCUCGCCAAGAGGUGUCUGGAGGAGCUCAUUCAGCUCAUGGUGGAAAGAAAGGCAGUCGACUACGAAAGCCAUGGCCGGAUAUCCGGUUCCAAACAAUGGCGGACGGGCCGCGGUGAGAUGGGCAAACUGAAAAAAUAUACAUUCCAUUUUGAGCAACCGGGACGUUACCAGAUACGGUACUUCCCAACCAGAGACAAGUAUAGAGUGUCGCAGGAUGGGAAAGAGAUAGAUGUAAUACAGGAGUUCGCGCGUGCUGCGUAUGAGUGCAAGCGGAUGAUGUUGAAGGUCGAGCUGGAUUGGAAGAUGGUAUAUUUGGCCAGGAAUGAGGACUCCUCGGAAGAAGAGGGCACGAUAUCAUGGCGUCUUAGUACCAAUGACGACCUUAAAUACAAGCAGCUAAGUGUGAGACUGAAAUCAGCGUUGUAUGAUACUGGCCACAUAAAAUGUUCCCUUAAAUUCGAUGAUCGAGAAGAAAUUGACGCUCAACUCAAUGACACGCUAACAACAUUCGACCGCGAAUUCACUUCAGUCAUCAUCACAGCCAAGUUAUCUGGUGGUUCAGGAGAAAUAGCCUGGCAACAAGCUCAGCUAUGCCGAAUGUCCGUUGAAGAAAACAACAGCGGUUUGGACAUACAGGCCGUGCUCGAGAAUAAGUAACUUGACAGCUCAGACAAUAGACAAAGUAGACUUGAUGCUCGAUAGAAAACGAUCCUGUUUUUAUGGUGAUGUCCCACAUAUAUAAUUAUUUGUCUAAUAUUAUCGUUUCGUGAAUAGAAAUAUAUAUAGCAAUAUUAUUGGAUAAAGAAUUUUAUAUGUGAAAUAACGUCCUAUCGUAAACCUCGUUUAUGCUGCGGUUCAUUAAUACAGAUUGUGUUAUGCUAUCUCACUCACUUCGAUGCAGUCAAGUGAAAUAGAAUGUUCUAUAAAUUGUACAUAAUCAGUAAACUGUAUUGAGCGUUUCUUGCUCAGUGUGACUGAAUAUCUGCGCUAGUGUAAACGAGGAUUUACCUUAUUGCGUUUGUGAGCCAAUUAUAGACAGAGAAAACUAUAGACACAGUGUCUUCUAUUUCGUUCCAACAAGAAAACAUACCUUGAUCUGCCUGGUAAGUUUAUUUAAUAGUCAUUAUCUCAUGUCAUUGCGUUAAUUCUGCGUCUAUAGUUUUUCUUUGAAGCCAAUAUACCACGAUUAUUUCUGUUAUCAGGCUAACUCAUAGUGUUCCUAAUCUUUUUUUUGGCCAGGCGGUGAACUGUCAAUCACCUCAAUUUCUUAACUUGUAUGAAAACAUAUUGCCGUCUCGUUCCAACGAAUUUAUGCCAGCACAACUGUAAUAUAUUUCUGUAUGAUUCAGAAAUAAAAGUAUUACAAUAACACUUUCUACUGCCCUGGUUCAGAAAAUUUGUUUACUAUGUCCAUGUCCAGUCUGUAUGUCGUUGUCUAUGACCAGCACUAGUGGCGCCGCUCUGUUGUCAAAUUUCAAACAAGUCCAAGCUAUUUUUUGCCCUGUGGAACCCACGUAGCUAAAGGUAUACUGAAGACCGCACUAGUAAGACCUUUGUAAAACUUUGUUUUGUUUGAACUUUUAAUUUUUUUUUUGCAAUAUAUGUACAUUGAAUGACAAAAAAAAUACAAAGUACAUAUACUGCUGCCUCUUCCAUGUCUACCUCUCUUUCUUGCGCUUUGACAGAUGCAUACCUCUCUUUCUUGCCCUUUGAAAGGUAUACAACUUGCUAACCAUUAUACCUAUAUCUAAGUCUCACGAUUUUUAAGAAAAAGAGGUCGGGCCACAGAUGAAAGAGAUGGAAAUAUAUGUUCCUUGUAACAAAAAGUUGCCACUCCUGUACCUAUAGCUUCAUCAUGGCUGGUACCACAAGUAGGUACAAUUAGCACGUGAGUUUGGAUCUGACUGUCUAUAGUUUGCCUGCACAGUAGAAGCAGUAGGAGUUUGCUAUUGCGCAGGCAAACCAUAGGUGUCAACUCUCGUGGCAUGCUUUAGAAAACUUCGGUCAAUGCUGUAAAGUGCUAUUUUUUCUUGUCUGAAUAUAAGAUAAAGUUCUAAAAAAUGCAAAUAACUUUGUUGAGAGAAUAUUUCCCGCCCUACGUUAUACGCCUUUGUGUCAUUUUUAGUCGAAUUUAAAGCUUUAUUGUGAUUAUGUUGUGACUUAUGGGGUUAUACCUGUGCAAUAUUGUGGAUAAUUACAUAAAUAUCUAGUUAAGUAUAUAAGCAAUAAACUACCUAACUAGCUUAAAAACCAAAAUGCCUUAGUAUAGUUUUUGAUAAUGAAAUAAAAUUGUAUGUGCAUUGUUUAUCACUGAUUCUGAUGUUUUUGUCAGUUACCAAUUUUUUAGCAUAGAUUAGAUUUCAGUUAUUCGAUCAUGUCAGUAUAUUCCUGUAGCAUUUUAUGCAAAUUUUUAUUAUUUUUUUUAUUGUCAAAUACCAAUUUCAUGUAAACAUUCCCAUUGUAACUUGUUAAAUAAAAUGUUUCUUUUAGGUAUAUAAAUAAAAGUAAUUUAUUUUACUCUCAA
This is a messenger RNA of Plodia interpunctella (Indianmeal moth), 3841 nucleotides long. It is a transcript of the gene Pngl, whose product is annotated as PNGase-like. Bases 124 to 1974 code for a protein of 616 amino acids. Gene Ontology annotation, cellular component: cytoplasm; cytosol; nucleus. Gene Ontology annotation, molecular function: peptide-N4-(N-acetyl-beta-glucosaminyl)asparagine amidase activity. The transcript is spliced from 11 exons. Lineage: Eukaryota; Metazoa; Arthropoda; Insecta; Lepidoptera; Pyralidae. Gene Ontology annotation, biological process: protein quality control for misfolded or incompletely synthesized proteins; protein deglycosylation; glycoprotein catabolic process. The record is from RefSeq and is a predicted model, not a curated record.